Molecule: messenger RNA, 894 nt
Organism: Drosophila miranda
Lineage: Eukaryota; Metazoa; Arthropoda; Insecta; Diptera; Drosophilidae
Product: trypsin eta
Exons: 1
Coding region: 17-805 (262 amino acids)
Biological process (GO): proteolysis
Molecular function (GO): serine-type endopeptidase activity
Source: RefSeq, a predicted model, not a curated record
CUUCCUGAACAACAAAAUGAACAAAGCUCGAUCCGCGCCCGCCGCCGCCCUUCUUCUGCUGGCCAUCUGCGCCGCGAAUGCUGACCUGGAAGGCCGCAUUGUGGGUGGCGUGGACACCUCCAAUUACUUUGCCAAAUAUGUGGUACAGCUGCGCAGACGCAGCUCCACCAGCAGCGCCUAUGCGCAGACCUGCGGCGGAAGCGUUCUGGACAGUCGGACGAUUGUGACCGCUGCCCAUUGUGUAUACAACCGAGAGGCGGAGAACUUCCUGGUGGUGGCCGGGACCGAUAACCGGGCUGGAAUGCAUGCCCUGGUGGUGCGCGUGGAGCAGCUGAUCCCUCACGAGAACUACAAUGCCACCACAACGGAUAACGACAUCGCUCUGGUGAUCGUCUCGCCACCGCUGCCCCUGACGGACGCCAGCAGUAUUGGAGCGAUUGAGGCAGCCACAGAGCAGCCGCCAGUGGGCGCAGUGGCCACUGUCAGCGGAUGGGGCUACACCCAGGAGAGCGGCCUGUCGUCCAAUAAGCUGCAGCAGGUCCAGGUACCGCUCGUGGACAGCGUCCAAUGCCAGGAUACUUACUACUGGCGACCCAUCAGCGAGGCCAUGCUCUGUGCAGGACUGCCAGAGGGUGGCAAGGAUGCCUGCCAGGGCGACUCCGGCGGACCGCUGGUCGUCAACAAUCAGCUCUUCGGCAUCGUGUCCUGGGGCGAGGGCUGUGCCUGUCCCAAUACUCCCGGUGUCUAUGCGAAUGUGGCCCAUUUCAAGAACUGGAUCGCCCAGCAACGGGCCACUUAUGCAUAGGUUAACAUGCAAGGGGUGCGACAUGCGACCUCUGCUCCUAUAUGAUACUCGUACUAAAAUAUUUAAAUAAAUAAAAGUGUAAUUUAACU